Messenger RNA from Fusarium coffeatum, 2469 nucleotides. RefSeq lists its product as uncharacterized. NCBI's taxonomy places the organism in Eukaryota, Fungi, Ascomycota, Sordariomycetes, Hypocreales, Nectriaceae. The transcript has 2 exons. The record is from RefSeq and is a predicted model, not a curated record. The coding region runs from base 1 to 2469 and encodes 822 amino acids.
AUGUUGCGCCUUACAGACUCUCCCAUGCCAAUUGGCGUUGGUUUCAUUCUUUUGUCUUUGGGAGCCAAGUUUACUUCUGCCGUUCCUUACCAAAUCUAUCAACUUAAUGAUCGCGACGUCAAUACUGAUAUCACUACAACUGAUACCUUCAUUUCUACUACCACCAGCGCCGUCGCGCCCAUUGACGUUAUUCCUACUACAAGUUCAGAGGUUGUUGUCAUCAACACUGAGAUUUCAACUAACAAUGACGCUAUUGUCGUUGACACAACUACCAAUGCUGCUCCAGUCAUUGACACGCCUACCACUAUUGGCCAGAUUGUCGAUGGUACUACCAGCGCUGAGAUUGCGCCUGUUGGUACGGAGACAUCAGCUAUUGUGGAUGUGUUGAGUAGCACUGAUGCUCCAGUCGUGAACUCUAUUCCCACUACAACUGAGGGUCAGACUACAUCGAACUGGAUCCCAUACGCUGGGACAGAGACCAAUGUCGUUGGCACUCCUGGCGCUAGCACUGAUGUUCCCCCUCCUGCUGGAACAGAGACUAGGAGCGAGGUCCUCCCUCCUCCGGUUGUCGACACCACCACAGACACUGCUGUUCCAGUUGGCACUGAGACUACAAGCAACGCAAGUGAACCUGUCGACACGACCACUGAUCUUCCCGUACCUGGCCCUGAGACCACAGCCACCCAAGCUCAGAUACCCGUUGAUACAACUACCUCUGCUGCCAUCCCUCCUCCCAACACCGACCCCAGGACUGUUGUAUCCUCUCCCGAAACCACAACUGAUAAGGUUGAUGCUCCUAGCACCACCGCACCCGCCAACAACAUCCCCAGUACAACUGAGAAGGCCUCUGAGCCCAGCGACCAGCCCAGUAAUGUCCCUUCAGCGCCCGUCACUGCUCCUCCCCAAGAAGCCACUGCUGCUGCUUCUCAGGCUCAGGUCACUGCCUCAGAGUACAACUCCAAGGUCGACGACAUCAUCCCCAUCAUCGUCGCUUGGACCAACAACCCUGAUGGUCUCAAGACUGAUACGUUGAACAAGGUUAACAACUUGAUCAAUGGUGUCAAGGGCGCUAUCAAGGAUCUUGGUGGUAAUGAAUCUGGUGGAUGCCACGGAAAGCGACGCCGUGGACUGCUUGAUGUUGUCUCCAACGUCAUCAACACCUUGUCCUGUGUCGUCUCAAACCUUGAGGAUGUUACUGGUAAGAUCACAGGGGGUAUUGUCGAGGGUGUGACUCCCAUCGUUAGCACACUCACCAACAACAGCAAUGAUCUUAAGGAUCAGAGUGAGGAGGAAGAUGACGAUGAUGAUGACGAGUCCAAGACUGAGAAGCAGGAGUCUAAGACUGAAGAGGAAGAGUCAAAGACGGAGGCUAGUACUACUGGGAAGCCUACUUCUACCGAGGCUGAGACUACGACCUCUGCUGAGACGACGGAGACUACUGGGUCUUGCAAGAUGAGGGAGACUACCAGUAUUCCAGCUGCUUCUGAUACCCAGCCCAAGACGUCAAUUGCUCUGCCCCCCACCAGCGGCGACGGCGCUACUGGCAGUUACACCUCUGCUGGCCCGGCCGAGACUGGCACUUCCGACGUGCCUACCUCGACUGAGGGUGCUGAUGUGAUCACCUCUAACCAAAGCCCUGAGUCUACCACCGCAGCUGAGACUUCUGUCCAAGAGACCCCUACCAAUCCUGUAGAUGAGACCAGCACCGCUGAUCAAACCGCCAAGACGGAAGAGACUACUAUGGCUGAUGAGACUGACACUUCAGCCCCCGCUACUACAAGACUUAGCACCUUAAUCACAACAACACGUCCCUCCGACCAAACUACCAACACCAACACUUCCGGGGACAUUACCACCGCCCCAGUACGCACAUAUUACCCUUGCGGCAUCUACGGCGGUCCCCGUGUCACCUCAGCCUACUGCCAAUGCUCCACUACCGUCUCAGGCAAACAGUACGUCGCAACAGCGACACUGAUCGACAACAAAUGCGAAGCGUACACCGAAUACCCCUCCAAGGUCGAUCCCGCUACUGAAGCUCCCCCUCCUACACAAGCACCCAUCAACGAACCCCUCACCAAGACCAUUGAUGGAACCGUCGUCGCCUGGACUGCUUACACCCUGGCUUAUGGACAGGUAUACAAGGAUGUAACUGCUACCUUCUCCAACGGUAUCGGUGAGGUGAAGACCAUCGCUACACCAGUCCCUACACAGACUCACGUCGACAACGAUGGUUCCGGUCAGUGUGGUACCAGCGAUGGUCUCUCCAAGUCCGGCCUCGGCGACGCAUGUGACCGCGCCAUCAGUGAAUUCGACGACGAUACUAUCUACACUGGGUACACUACACGCUACAGCCGGUCCAAGAAGGGUCUUUUGAUGGCAAUGUCGAUGGGACAGGCUGCUUGCAUUGCCAAGUUUAGCUGUGAUAACUAUGGUAUUGGUAUGAGCGGUAAGCUCAUCAAAGAAGCGUAA